ACCCUGGAAGACGCGGCGGCGGGGGGAGAGACAGGCUCUUCCCCGCAUCUCCAGACGCUUCCAGGCAGCCCUCCGAGCCGACCCAGAGGCCUGGCCCGCCAUCCCCAGCCCCGAGCCAUGAUGAAGACCUUGUCCAGCGGGAACUGCACGUUCAGCGUGCCCGCCAAGAACUCGUACCGCAUGGUGGUGCUGGGCGCCUCUCGGGUGGGCAAGAGCUCCAUUGUCUCUCGCUUCCUCAACGGCCGCUUCGAGGACCAGUACACACCGACCAUCGAGGACUUCCACCGGAAGGUCUACAACAUCCGAGGUGACAUGUACCAGCUGGACAUCCUGGACACAUCCGGCAACCACCCCUUCCCUGCCAUGCGCAGGCUCUCCAUCCUCACAGGGGACGUGUUCAUCCUGGUGUUCAGCCUGGACAGCCGGGAGUCCUUCGAUGAGGUCAAGCGCCUGCAGAAGCAGAUCCUGGAGGUCAAGUCCUGCCUGAAGAACAAGACCAAGGAGGCGGCAGAGCUGCCCAUGGUCAUCUGUGGCAACAAGAACGACCACGGCGAGCUCUGCCGCCAGGUGCCUGCCACCGAGGCCGAGCUGCUCGUGUCGGGCGACGAGAACUGCGCCUACUUCGAGGUGUCGGCUAAGAAGAACACCAACGUGGACGAGAUGUUCUAUGUGCUCUUCAGCAUGGCCAAGCUGCCACACGAGAUGAGCCCAGCCCUGCACCGGAAGAUCUCCGUGCAGUACGGCGACACCUUCCACCCCAGGCCCUUCUGCAUGCGUCGCGUCAAGGAGACGGACGCCUACGGCAUGGUCUCGCCCUUCGCCCGCCGCCCCAGCGUCAACAGUGACCUCAAGUACAUCAAGGCCAAGGUCCUUCGGGAGGGCCAGGCCCGGGAGCGGGACAAAUGCACCAUCCAGUGAGCAGGAAGGACGCUGGGGUGGGGCUCGGGCAGUGCCUUAUGGGCGGUGGCCCCAGAUGCCUGCACCCCACCUUGAGACCCCAAUGGCAGUCUUAUCGGAAGAACUUUGGCACCAGACUGGAGGACCCCAGCCUUGAACCUCUGUACCUUCUCAUCACUUCCCUCCAAUUCCAUAGUUCCCCCAUGGUCCCAGCUCCUCAGUGUGGGACUAGAUCUCUGCAGAGCAGGAGACAAGGUUGGGAGACAUCUGGAUUUAUGCAGGGAUCCAAGUCAGAGCCUCCCUGUCGUCGGGUUGUAAGAAACACUGAUGCCAGAGGGGCCAGGACCCCUGCAUCCGACAGAGCUCCUGGAACUGAAACAGGAUGAAAACUGCACCCAGAGCCAGAUGGGAGAGAGCUCUCCUGUCCUGGCAUGAGACCCAGCUUGGUUUAGGUGGCAGCUAGGAGACCCCCUCUUUACUCCCAAUCUUGGAAUUCUGGCCCUCUGACUCAGCUGUUUCUACCCCUGCCCCCCGCAUUGGCCCCUGACUGUCCCUGACACCAAGCCAGGGGCAUGUGUGUGUGUGUGAAGGGGGUGCAGCCACAUCUGGACCAUGCCCGCCUCUGGGACCACAUCUCUCCCCAGGACCGCCUCCUCCCAGGUUCCUCCCGGCUGCUGGUUGCACUGUGUUGUUACAGCUGUCCUCACAUCAUGUGUAGCGUAGGAAUGGAAAUCCUUGUACUGUAAAAGCCUAGUGACCCCUCGUUGGCCAGGCCUCCACCCAGUUCACAUCCACUGCCUCUCCCGCUCCCCAUGGGGUUCCCGUGGCCUGUCUGCAGCUGGACACUGCCCUCCGCACUGAGCUUUACAGUUUACACUCG
This is a messenger RNA of Miniopterus natalensis, 1777 nucleotides long. RefSeq names its product RASD family member 2 (gene RASD2). Gene Ontology annotation, biological process: signal transduction. Lineage: Eukaryota; Metazoa; Chordata; Mammalia; Chiroptera; Miniopteridae. Gene Ontology annotation, molecular function: GTP binding; GTPase activity; G-protein beta-subunit binding. The record is from RefSeq and is a predicted model, not a curated record.